Molecule: messenger RNA, 2239 nt
Organism: Melanotaenia boesemani (Boeseman's rainbowfish)
Lineage: Eukaryota; Metazoa; Chordata; Actinopteri; Atheriniformes; Melanotaeniidae
Gene: nt5c2a
Product: 5'-nucleotidase, cytosolic IIa
Exons: 19
Coding region: 243-1955 (570 amino acids)
Molecular function (GO): 5'-nucleotidase activity
Source: RefSeq, a predicted model, not a curated record
AGAAGACGAAGAAGAAGAAGAAGAAGAAGGAAGAGCUACAACAACUACUACUACUUUACGGUUAGAGUUGGUUGUCAGUAGAUUGGAUCAGCUGGCAGGCCGUUCCGCUAACGCAGACUCGAGCGUUCUUCCAGCUGAUCCAGUUUAACAGUCUACACCAGCCUAACGCGCGUGCUCGACAUAUUUCGGCAAGUAUUUCGGUAUUUUAACGUUAUUAACACAAAGCCUGUUAACGGUUAAACAUGAGCACUUCGUGGAGUGACCGUCUGCAGAAAUAUGCUGACCUUCCAGCCACGAUGGACGGGACAGCCAUGAAGAAGUACCGACGUGAGGCUCACCACAGCUUUCCAAGGAAUCUGGCUCAAAAACAUCCUGCAAUGAGAGUGUUUGUCAACCGAAGCUUGGCCAUGGAGAAAAUCAAGUGUUUUGGCUUUGAUAUGGAUUACACUUUGGCAGUGUAUAAAUCUCCUGAGUAUGAGUCUCUGGGCUUCCACUUGACUGUAGAGCGCCUGGUGUCCAUUGGAUAUCCACAAGAGCUGCUGAACUUUGUCUAUGACCCCUCCUUUCCCACCAGAGGUCUGGUGUUUGACACCACAUAUGGAAACCUCCUCAAAGUGGACACCUAUGGGAACAUCCUCGUCUGUGUGCACGGGUUCAACUUCUUGAGAGGAUCGGACAUAAGAGAGUCGUACCCCAACAAGUUCAUCCAGCGUGGAGACACAGAGCGUUUUUACAUCCUCAACACACUCUUCAACCUUCCUGAGACCUACCUCUUGGCUUGUUUGGUGGACUUCUUCAGCAGCUGCUCCAGAUAUUCCAGUUGUGAAGCUGGCUUCAAAGAUGGAGACCUUUUUAUGUCCUAUAAGAGCAUGUUCCAGGACGUCCGAGACGCAGUGGACUGGGUUCACUUCAAGGGUUCUUUAAAAGAUAAGACGGUUGAAAACCUGGAGAAGUAUGUGGUGAAAGAUCCGAAGCUUCCUCUGCUCCUCAGUCGCAUGAAUGAAGUUGCCAAAGUGUUUCUGGUCACCAACAGUGAUUACAAAUACACAGAGAAAAUUAUGACAUACCUGUUUGACUUUCCUCAUGGUCCAAAGCCAGGCACACCCCACCAGCCCUGGCAGUCCUACUUCGACCUUAUCCUGGUGGAUGCUCGGAAGCCGGUAUUUUUCGGUGAGGGUACGGUGCUGCGACAAGUCGACAUUAUUACAGGACGACUGAAGAUUGGAACGUACACCGGGCCUCUCCAGCACGGUAUUGUUUACUCAGGAGGUUCUUCAGACAUUGUCUGCGACUUGCUAGGUGCUAAAGGAAAGGACAUCCUCUACAUUGGAGACCACAUCUUUGGUGACAUUCUGAAGUCAAAGAAGCGCCAGGGCUGGAGGACAUUCCUGGUCAUCCCUGAGCUGGCUCAGGAGCUGCACGUGUGGACAGACAAGAACUCCAUUUUUGAGGAACUUCAGUCAUUGGACUGCUUUCUGGCAGAGCUUUACAAGCAUCUGGACAGCAGCAGCAACGAGAGACCUGACAUCAGCUCACUGCAGAGACGCAUUAAGAAAGUAACUCAUGACAUGGACAUGUGUUACGGGAUGAUGGGAAGUCUGUUUCGGAGUGGAUCCCGACAGACUCUGUUUGCCUCGCAGGUGAUGCGCUAUGCUGACCUGUAUGCUGCCUCUUUCAUCAACCUUCUCUACUACCCCUUCAGCUACCUGUUCAGAGCUGCUCAUGUACUGAUGCCUCAUGAGUCAACGGUGGAACAUUCGCACAUCAACAUCAUCGACACGGAGUCGCCGCUCGCCACACGGAACCGCCAUGAUGUCGACUUCAAAGAGAAUGAGUGCAAACGGCACCAGUUGACCCGGUCCAUCAGUGAGAUCCAGCCGCCACACCUCUUCCCUCAGGUUCCUCAGGAGAUCACCCACUGCCACGAUGAAGAUGAUGAUGAAGAGGAGGAAUAGUGGCAUAAAGGAGGAGCCUUCAUCACAUCCAAAUGUUUAAUCUUUUCUUUGAAUUUUAGACACCAGAGCUGAUUAUCAGAAACCAGGUCUCACCUGCUCUCCCUCGGUUUUAUAUGUUCAUGGUUGAGUUUAGGAAGGAGAAGAGAAAAUGGAGGAAAUGCAUUCAUGUCCUGAUUCUUUUAACGGUUAAUGAUGUGUUUUUAAGCUGAUUAUGCAUCCGUUCAUUACUAUUUUCUGUUUCAUCUUUUGUUUUAUUUGUCAGAAAGAUAAAAGAAAAGUACUGA